AUGCACGGCCUCCUCCAGGCCGGCCUCUUGCUGGCGCCGGCGCUGGCCAGAGGCGUCGGUGCCACAGCAUCGCCACAACACGACAAGCCGUCGGCCUUUGUCACCCUUGAUGUUCCAGAUGCCGGCCUUGAGAACAGCACGCCGUUUUUGACCUUCCGCCUCGAUGUCUUUGAGUCACUCACCCCCUGUGGCACCGCCAACGUCACCAUCAAUGGCGAGGCCCUUCCGGAGGACGGCAAGCUCUCACUGCCGCUGGUCCCCGAUUUUCAGGCUUUGGACACCGCCGAAGCGGACACGAACGCCGACGAGACGAGCAACAAGGACACGCCAUCUGCCGUCAUCAGCUGGGGGAGCGACUGUGUUUCUUGGGGUGGCCGGGACCGUGAACAGGUGAUGAACCUCCGUAUCGUUUCUGUCAACGGUGUGGCCGUCAACGACGACGCCGCCAAGGCUCCCACAACCGUCCGUUUCCGCCAAAUCGCACCCGCCCGCAUCGUCCUUAUUCAGAACGCCGCCAGUGCCUUCCAUUUCAACGACGAGCACUUCAAGCCUCCGACGACUUUGACAGCCUCGGCUGACACGGCUGUCGACACCGACGACAGUGACAACACCUCCGACAACGACGCUGAUGCGGCCGACCUCAUCGCCUGGGAGAACAGCCUCAUCAUGAUGCACCGCAGUGUCGCCCUGCUGCACCACAGCAUCGACGCCCGCGAACGGUACAUCGUCGAUCGCUUCGGCCCAUCUGCGUCUCCUCUUAUCGAUGCCCAUAAGUACGGCGCUGGCAAGAGAGGUGGCCCUUGCUCCGGCGUUACUUCGGUGAUCGGCUCGGUCCUGCACAAGGUCGCUGGCACUGCCAAGUCGCUCUACGGCGAGCUGAUUGCCAACACGUUUGGCGAAGACACGCCACGUGGCCAACCUGGCUGGGCCCCGCCACAUGGCCAUCACCACGGCGCUCCUCAAGGUCCUCGCCAUGGUCACCCGAAGGGCCAGCCUUUUAUGUUCCGCCCCUACUGUGUUCCUGAGCAUGGCCGUGCUGGUCCGCCGCCUCCGCCGCCGCCACCACCUUCAUUCCUCUUCCACUGCUCGUCCGUUUUCGCGCCUCUAACUGCACCUGAUGACGAACUGACGACCCCGUCGCCACCGCCGCCGCCGUCCAAAGGUUUCCGGCCGAAGCAUCCUCAUGGCCCUCCUCCUCCAGUCUCUCAGCCUUCCAACGACGAGGGUCACCAUCAUGGCGGUCCUGGUCCUGAAGGUCCUUCCUGGGUGGGUAUGGCUGGUGGUGGUCGCUUUGAUAAGCGCCCUGUCAACAAAGGGGGCGAAUUCCGCGGCCGUAAAAUGCAUGGCUAUGGCCCGGAUGGCCCCCAGCCACGGGUUGCGUGGAAGCAUGGCCACCAUGGCUACGGCAGUCACCUGUUUAGGCAUGCCCCAGUCGCGAAGAUGGUCGCUUUCUUCAGUCUGGUUCUUAUCCUUUUGUUCGUCUUCGGUCGUCGCUGCCGCAAUCGGCGUGUGAAGGAACGCCUGCUUCGCCGAGCCAAUCGCCCAAGAGGCUUUCGUAGGUUUACAACUCGCUUCCAACGGAGUACUGAGGGGUCCCAAGAACGUCACGAGCGCCAACAAGAUCGUCACGAGCGUCGGCAAGCCCGUCGUGAGCGUCGUCGUGAGCGUCGCCGCGAACACAAGGCGUCUGUUCGCAGUUUCUUCCGUAAUAUACGGCGUUUUGUGUUCGGAGGUCACAAUGGCGAUGAGAAGUUGGGCGAGCCCAACACCAGACCUUCGGAUCGCACGAACCUCCGCACACCGGCUGACGGUCACAUUGUGACCAGCACGCCCCCGUCUCGCCAGCACUCGCCCGCCCCCUCUCUGGAAGACGAGAUUGCCGAGUUCCGUGCCGCAGCUGAUGUUGUUGGCCAGAUGAUUGCCGCCGAAGAGGGUCGCGCUGCCAUUGCGCAGACGGCCGAGUCAAGACGGCAGCAGCAGGACGACGACCUGGAGCGGGCGAUGCACUCAGUGUCACCACCGGCGUCCCGGAAUGCCAUACGUCCGGCCCCUGUUUCUGCUUCUGCUCCUGCUGCUGCUCGUGCCGCACCACCACCGGCACCAAUAGCACCCUACCGCCAGCCCCCACCACCACCGCCGCCGCCGCCAUCCGUGGUGAACACAUCCAACGUUGUUGCCGGUUACGGCCGGCGCGACGCGGCCGGCAUUGAUUCGGACUUUGAUGAUACCGAGUCACUGCCGCCUGCGUACUCCCCUGACGACGACGCAUAUGUCAACUUCGUUGAGGCGUCUUUGGUUGCGGACGGUUUCCAGUACCACCCGGGCGCCAACCAUUAA
Molecule: messenger RNA, 2337 nt
Organism: Sporothrix schenckii 1099-18
Lineage: Eukaryota; Fungi; Ascomycota; Sordariomycetes; Ophiostomatales; Ophiostomataceae
Exons: 3
Coding region: 1-2337 (778 amino acids)
Source: RefSeq, a predicted model, not a curated record